CUCUUUAUUCGUACAUUCUCCAACAAAUAUUAUUGUCAAACACUGUAACCCCAGCCCACUGAACACUGAACUUAAUUGACUGAUAUAGGAACAAUAUUUAACUAAACUUCGUCAUUCCGCAGAACAGCAUGAAUUCAUCAAUCAGGCCUUCCCUUCAAUUGCUGAAAAUUGAUGUUUUUCGGGCCCUAUGAUCUGAGAGCAAACAAUUUGUGUGUGUCCAAGUACUUGUUUUCAUAAAUGGUGCGGUAUAUUUCUUUCCGUGCUUGGAUCAAUCACUUCCUUGCUUGUAUGAGAGGUUAUCUUGGUUGCUGUGCUAAAUCCCAACCAAUUAUUGCGGUGGAUGAACCAUCAAAAGGAUUGAGAAUUCAAGGACAGGUGAUGAAGAAACCGAGCAUUUCAGAAGAUUUUUGGAGCACCAGCACGUGUGAGAUGGACAACAGCCAAUUUCAAUCUCAGAGAAGCUUAUCAUCAACUAAUUUAUCAAAUCAGAGCCUCAAUCAGUACAGUGGCACUGGCAGCACUAGCAACUGUUCUGAGUUUAUAAAUCAUGGUUUUAUGCGUUGGAACCAAACCAGGCUUCUGUGGAAUGGAAGUAAAAAGUCUCAGAGCAAAGGAAAAGUUCAGGAGCCUGUUUUAAAUUGGAAUGCAAGUUAUGAAAGCUUACUGGGCACUAGCAAGCGUUUCCCUCAGCCAAUCCCUCUCUCUGAAAUGGUCGAGUUUCUUGUGAAUAUAUGGGAGCAAGAGGGAUUGUAUGAUUGAGUGAUUUAUUCUCUCUCUCAAUGUCCAAUUUUUUCGUGAUAUUGAGCCCUUAUAAGAAGGUGGGAUGUACUGUUUCUAAUAGGGAAGGGUGUGAAAAGAGAGAAAAUUUAGUACAAGUUGUUCUAUGCCUGGAAUAUCCUAUGCUGCAUGGUUACUUAGUUUUACUGUCUCUUAAUGUGUAGUGUUCUUUUGACUGGCUUUUAAAUGAAUGUAAGACACAAUCACUGUCGAUUUUUUCAACUCUUUCUUAGUUGAUUUCAUUUUUAAACUGU
This is a messenger RNA of Olea europaea var. sylvestris, 1031 nucleotides long. RefSeq lists its product as uncharacterized. Bases 238 to 759 code for a protein of 173 amino acids. The record is from RefSeq and is a predicted model, not a curated record. Lineage: Eukaryota; Viridiplantae; Streptophyta; Magnoliopsida; Lamiales; Oleaceae. The transcript has 6 exons.